This is a messenger RNA of Phytophthora sojae, 3153 nucleotides long. RefSeq lists its product as hypothetical. The transcript is spliced from 6 exons. Gene Ontology annotation, molecular function: ATP binding; protein kinase activity. The record is from RefSeq and is a predicted model, not a curated record. NCBI's taxonomy places the organism in Eukaryota, Oomycota, Peronosporomycetes, Peronosporales, Peronosporaceae. Bases 1 to 3153 code for a protein of 1050 amino acids. Gene Ontology annotation, biological process: mitotic spindle assembly checkpoint signaling; meiotic sister chromatid cohesion, centromeric; protein phosphorylation.
AUGACGAGAGCUUCGCCGGACGGUGUGUCCUUCGAGGAUGCCACGUCCUUCGGCCGCAAGCGCAAGGCGGACGACUUCGAGUGGGAGUCGUCCAAGGAGAACGUCAUGCCGCUCAAACGCGGCCGCAACGUCCCGGACCUGAACAAGGCGCUGCGAGCGCACGACUCGUUCCAGACGAAGCUCCGCCUGGAAGACGAGAUGAAGGCUAAAGAGGACGCCAUCGCAGCCUACGACGGAGACGACCCGCUCGCCGCCUGGCUUGACUACGUGCGCUGGCUCGAAGUCAAGAUGCCCGAAGACACGAGGAAGAAGUUCAAGGUGCUGGAAAAGUGCACACGGGAGCUCAAGGACAACGACAGAUACAAGAACGAUAUGCGCUACAUCCGCCUCUGGAUCCAAUACGCGGACUUGGUGUCCAACCCGAAGGAUAUUUUCAAGUAUCUGUACCAGAACAAAAUCGGCGAGCGAGUCUCUCUCUUCUACAUUGGUUGGGCCUACGUGCUGGAGACCAUGGCCAACUACCCGCAAGCACACAAGAUUUAUUUAAAAGCGAGUCAGCGGAACGCUGAACCGCAGGAUCUUUUGGAGAGAAAGUACAAGGAGUUCCAGCGUCGAAUGAGUCGCCAAUGGCUGAGAAUGACAGAGGAGACUGGGGUGAGCGACAUGGAUGAGGUAAACCACCGUCGUGCACUUGAGAGUUUAUCGGCGUAUGGAACGUUGGAACUGAAUGAUGCUCAGCGCCAGCGACUUCACCAGCAUCACGCGUCCGCCCGUGCCCAGCGUGUCCAGCAAGCAAAUGCGCACAAGCCGGUAUUUAUUAUUUACGAGGAUCCUGUGAGUCACACGAUUGACCCUUUUGUUGGCAACGGCGGCUGGAAGAAGCUUGGUACAGCCCAGCAGCAGGACAAGGAAAACGAGAUCGCGCCCAGUGCGUGGAACCCACCUUCCGCUCGAGGCUCAGCCGGUAUGGAGCGCGAAACCGAGCGUCGUUCGCUGCCUGCUCUGAGCAGCCGCGCGGACAUGAGCCCUCUUCAGGUUUUCGUGGAUGAUGAAUUUACGAUGCCUGAGAGUGAAUCAAAGCGGCGAACGCCACUGACGCAUCGUUCUCAAACACUGCGGCAGCGGAUGGAGGGAGUGUCAACAGAGGAAGAAAUGCUUGCCCAGGAACCGCUGAAGAAUUUCACAGCUAGUGACAAAAAGCGGAUGCAGAAGCAGGGGGCGAAGGGCAGGUUGGAAAAGUCGUGCUAUGAUGUCGGGUUACUGACAUCCCGGACGGGCGAGGCAGUUUCCUUUGAAGAGAUUCGAGCUCGUGCUUUCCAGCAAGCCUUGGAUAGACGUCGCAAGCUCGGUCAUCGGGCACUACAAGACGUCUCUCGAAGUAUUUCCUCGAAAUUUAAUGUGACCGAAGCCUCAUCAAUCUCAUCUGCAACCACGUCGGCAACGACUCCAGUGAUUCCUCACCAAGUUAGCCUACCAGAGCGGACACCGGUCACAGCAGCGACAGCUACUCAUGGAAUAAAACUCACAGAGCCAAAGCCAGCACCUUUCGUGGCUUCGGGUGCAACCGCGCCAAAUGAACUGGUACCCGUGCACGACGACCAAGAGGACAUGACCAUCAACACUCGUGUCGCGUUGGAGGACAUCAACAACAUGUUUUGUAGCCCACCACGACAGCGAAAGCCGAGUGUCUGGGAAGUGAAGGAAGACGAUCCGGUUGAACGGAAGCUCCACUUCAGUGUGUUUGAUGAUUCCGCCGAUAGCGUUGCAGUGAAUGCCCAAGACCAGUCGCUACGUCAAGAUUUAAACGAGUCGAUCCCGAAGCAAAGCUUUCAGGUUUUCACCGAUGACGUCGAAGAGCCCCGCACAGGAAAGAUGUCUUGGAGUCAAAAGAGAAAGCCCCUUGGAGCCCGUGAUGACCUGGUACGCAGUGGGCGUCUCACCAAUAAGGACGUCCUCAUGCAAGCUGAGAAGGAUGCCGCCGCAAAGGAUUCCGCGGAAAGAAAAAUGAUUCAGUCUAUGGAGCACAGCGUUAUGAAGCGAGUGCAACAAGACGUGAACAAGCCAGCUCCUGCUCCCCAACUUGAUCCGUACACGUUUGAGAACCGCCAAGCGUUGAUUCUAGAUCAACGGGUUGACUGGUAUUUGUGUUCAAGACCCGACGCUGUCAGCCUUCAUUCAAAAAAGUUACCACGAAUCCCGUGGAAUAACCCGGGCAUGCGGAAGUUCAAGAAGCCAAUUGUUAUCAAGGCGAGCCCUACGCUAACGCUCCAGCUAGUCGGCGUCCUCGGUGCAGGCUCGUUUGCUUCUGUUUUUUCAGCCAAAGUCAUCGACACGGCUAGAAAUGCUACUGACAACAAAGCUAUCAAGGUGCGGCUUAUAAAAACAAUGGCUUCGAUUGCACCUAACUCUCGUUUUGCUGUUCAGUUUGAAAAGGAGCGCCAGAAUCUGGCAUGGGAAUUUUAUAUCACGAACAAGGUCAAGAAAAAACUGCGGAUUGAAAACGGGAUUUCGGAUGAGAAAACUCCACUGCCAAAGCUUAGCGGAUUGCAUUUGUUUCCGGCAGGUACAUCAUUUCCUGAAGUGCUGGCAGUUUACUACGGAAUCAGGAUGCUCCGAUGCAUUGAGCUGCUUCACGGUGCACAUGUUCUUCAUGGCGAUAUUAAGCCAGACAAUUGGCUGAUGACACCUGGUAAUCCUUCGCUGGACUUACCGAAGAACCUACAAGAACUGCACGACGACGAAGACAUUCAAGCCGGUGACCUGUAUCUCAUCGACUAUGGAAGAUCCAUCGACCUCACUCUUUACCCCGAUAGAACCGUGUUCCGAGGCAAUUGUCAUGUGAAAGGCUUCCAAUCUGUUGAAAUGCUUACGCAACGCCCAUGGACAUACCAAAUCGAUACGUUCGCCUUUUGCGGGACGAUGCACUGCAUGCUGUUUGGAGAGUAUAUGGAAGUCAAGCCCCGCCGGAGUGCAAAGGGGUCGACGUACUGGGAGAUCGUCAAACCAUUCAAGCGCUACUGGCAGGUUGACAUGUGGAAGGACUUCUUCCACGCGUUACUGAACGUUAGAAGCUGUUCGGACCAGCCUUCUUUGAACGAUCUACGGAAGCGCUUAGAAAACUACUUUGUGUCAGACCCCGGUCGCCAGCAGUAG